Messenger RNA from Salmo salar (Atlantic salmon), 579 nucleotides. It is a transcript of the gene ndufb2, whose product is annotated as NADH:ubiquinone oxidoreductase subunit B2. Gene Ontology annotation, cellular component: respiratory chain complex I; mitochondrial inner membrane. The record is from RefSeq and is a predicted model, not a curated record. Gene Ontology annotation, biological process: mitochondrial respiratory chain complex I assembly. NCBI's taxonomy places the organism in Eukaryota, Metazoa, Chordata, Actinopteri, Salmoniformes, Salmonidae.
GACACAAGUCGAUCCAUUUUCUGAACAACCCUCCAUCUCGACCAACCAUAGCGCUCGUUGUUGGUUGGUCGCCCUCUGUGUCAAGGUGGAACGACAUUUUGAGAAAACAACACCAGGGGAAGAGAGAAAAAAACGAUGUCUUCUUUAGGAAGGGCCAUGGGUGUCCUUAGGGCCGGGACGCAGCUUCUUACACGUGGACCUCAGAAAAUAGUAACCCGAAAAGCUGGUGGUGGACCACACAUAGAGGCCCAGUACAGGCAAUUCCCACAACUCACCAAGAGCCAGACGUUCCAAGCAGAGCUCCUCAGCAGUGCCAUGUGGUUCUGGAUCCUGUGGCACUGCUGGCAUGACCCAGAUGCAGUGAUGGGUCACUUCCCAUGGCCUGAUGCAUCCGCAUGGACAGAUGAGGAACUGGGGAUCCCAGCUGACAAUGAGGAAUGAGGUGCCCUCUACCCCACUGACUCCAGACCUUGUGUGUGUGUGCCCGGUCGCUACCCAAGUCUACCUGGUGGUCACAACGGUGUCCCAAGAGGCUUUGUUGUACAUAGACCAAGAAAUAAAAUUCAAUUUAUUCUGAAA